AAACGAGAGGUUUGUGACGUCAUUUAAGGAACGUAUGAAUGCGCUGCAUACAAAACAACAUAGUGUGAAAUAACAAUUCUUUAUAUAUUGCUUUGAAAUUAAUAUAAAAAUUGUACGAAACAUGUCCACAUCUGAUUCUGAGUCAAGUACAGCAAAAACAGUGGAAAAUAUUGAAUUGAACAGUCGGGAAUUCGAUUUAGAAGACGAAGAUCAGUCGUCAUCAAAUGCGCUCCGAAACACCGAUGGCGAUUUUGAGUAUGGCCAAGCUGAAGCGUAUGAAAACGAACCACUUGCAGAUGAAGAGUGGUUAGAAAAGUAUAUUAGAGAAACAGAAGAAGAAAGACGCCAAACAGAAGAGCUCGAACGCAGAAUGCAAAAUGAAGUUCCUCUUGAUUCUUGGUGCCAUUGUGGUAACUGCCGUGUUCCUCUUUUGGAAGGCAGCCAAAAUGCAUAA
This is a messenger RNA of Xenia sp. Carnegie-2017, 454 nucleotides long. RefSeq lists its product as uncharacterized. NCBI's taxonomy places the organism in Eukaryota, Metazoa, Cnidaria, Anthozoa, Malacalcyonacea, Xeniidae. Bases 122 to 454 code for a protein of 110 amino acids. The transcript is spliced from 3 exons. The record is from RefSeq and is a predicted model, not a curated record.